GCCCCUCUAACAGCAGUCCUCCUGAAUUCCCACCACCGCGACCCAUGCCCAGACAUCCCUGGCAGCGAUCGGCCAGUUGCCGCGAACUGUACGCUUCUAGUUUCGAGGAUUCCGGCAAAGCGCGAUCGAAGGACGAGAAACCGUCCGGGGAGUCCGUGUUGUUAGAACCGUUCCGGUUGCCCUCUCAGGGCGAGCUGGACAAUCCCGUGACGCGGUACGACGAGAGCAAUCGGUCGUACAGCGCCGCCAGCUCGAAGUUACCCUCGUUGGAUCACGACUCGGUGCCCGAGCGUGUCUACAGUAGCUCCUAUCCGGGAACCUCGUCGCUGUCCACCGAAUCGGGACACGAGGAGUCCGGUCAGGCGGGUGAUCUGUCUCACGACGAUCUAUCCCACGAUUCUUACGAGCUUCUCGAACGCGAGCACGAAUUUGAAUACCCGGAGUCGUACUCGAGUCCGCGCGACUACGACGACGACGAGGAGGAGGAGGAGAACGAGCCGAUAUCGGACCACAGCGACGAAGGAAUCGAGCACGAGAUGUUCCAAAUGGACUCCGAGACCGAUUCCUUCGUGAAGCACAGGUCGAUCAAACAAUCAGAGAAGCAACAAUUCAAAUCCGUGCUCGCGGACUUGAAGAACGCCGCUAGAACGAGAUCCAUUGAUCGGUACUCGGCCGCGCCCUCUAAAUCGGACGGUGAGUACGUGACCGUAGAAUCCAGAAUACAACGGUCCAGUACGCAGAUCGAGCGCAAGUUCGAGACGCGUCACGCGAACUCUGUCGACGUUCCCGCGCCGCAUACAGGGGGCAACUUGUUGCCCUUGCCCCAUCAGGAUUCCGCGCGCAAGGACCCGGUCGUGUUGCAAGUGCAGAAGCAAAAGAUGUCCGUGCUGAACGAAUUGAGGAAUCUCAAGCCCAAGCACAAGAUCACGCACGUGGACUCCGAGGUUCUGCGCGACGAGGGCAUCAUGAGGCCCAAGUCGCGAAUAGACGACGAUUCGAGCCCCGUGGACACGACCAAUCGCACGAUCGUGGACCAGAGGGCCAGGACCGUGCGUGCGCGCAGCAUCGCUAGCCUCGAGGACCAUCACGCGCCCCGAGCGUACGUGGAGACCGGUAGUUUGGGCAGGGGUCUAAAGACGAGGGACAAGAAGCAACGCGAGAGCGACGCGAAGCUCGAGAGAACGUUGGCGAAGCUGCAGGAUAAGGAUCGCAGGAGCGUCGAGCGCGAUGAAAGGAAACGCAUCGAGAGGGAUUACUCCAGGGAUUACGGUAAGAAGAUGGAGAAGAUCGAUUCCCGAGAACGUAGAUCGAUCGAGAGAUUGGAUUCCCGUGAGAGAAAAGAGGUUCACGGUCGUCGCAGCGUGGAUCGCGUGGACCUCCGGGAACUGAGGAGAAGCAUCGAGAGGCUAGACGUCAGGGAAAGGAGUUUCGAGAGACUAGACUCGAAGGAGAAGCCUCAUUACGAUCCUCACGAGCUGCGCAGGAAGAGCUUCGAACGUUUAGAUUGUCAGGGCCUGCCGGGAAGUACGGAGUACUUGAACAAAAGCCCCAAAGAGCGGAGCCAUCGACACGACUCCAGAGAGCGUCGCGAGAGAAGCGUGGAGCGGUUGGACUCGAAAGAGAAAAGAAGAUUCUCCGGUGGCAGGCGUAACACCAUCGACUACAACCAAAGGCACACCUUGGAGCGUUUCGAUUCCGGGAACAGGAGUCCCUUCGAGCGUCUCAGCGCCAGGGAGCUGCAGCAGCGCGGUAGAAGCGUGGAGAGGUUGGAUUCGCAGGAGAGGCCGACCUUUGACUUCGAUCCCGUCACUAUCGAGCGUUUAAAGUCCCUGGAACGCUGCAACUCGAAGGACAGAGGUUACGAGCGCAAGAGCUUCGAACGGCUAGACUCUCGCGAGCGACGACACUCGCGCGGCAGCAGAAAGAGUCUCGAAUGCGUCGAGCAGGACGCCAGCGAGUGGAGGCGGGUUAUUAGUUCGGAGAAGAUCGAGUGCAAGGACACGCGCAAGAGCAAGGCCAGAGCGGAGAAGAUGAAGUCUGAGGAGAGACCGCGGGAGAGGGACGACUGGAGAAGCCUGGAGAAGGCGCGGAAGGACGAGGAGAAGCGCGAGCGCGAACGUCAGGCGCGGCUGUCGUUGGAAUCAAGAACGGACACGGUGAUAGGCGUGCCGCUGGAGAUGGAGAACCUCAAGUCCAAGACGGUGUUCACGGAAUACGAGCCCAAGAUCGUGGGUGGCGUGGUGCUAGGGUUCGACGACACGAUUCCAGGGCACACGCCUGUCGAACGCACGAAGAGCGACCCUAAUCCCGCGCGACAGCGACUAGGCUCGAACAACAAGCGACACAUACUCAUGCACCAAAAGUCCAUCGACCUGACCACCGCCGAUUCCGGCGACGAGGAUCCCUUCUCCGACAGCGCGGCCAUCCAGAAGACCAACAUGGAGAUUCCCUACACGCUGCACAAGCGACACGUGAUGAACGGAACAGCGUCCACGUCCGACGAGAAAUCGGAGUCCGACAGCGGCAAAACUUGCAAGAAAACCGGCAGCGCCAAAGAUCUGCCCAAGCUGCCGUUAAAAAUGAUCGCGGACAUCACCUGCUUCGAUCUGUCCAAGCUGACCUCGAUCGACAAAACCGGCACCAAACACUCGCCAGAUAAACCCAAGAGCACGCCGAUCACUAGACCCAAGUCGAUACUGAGUCCGUCGGACAAACCCAAGAGCAUCCUCAGUCCCACGUCCAAGCUGUCGCCAACCGACGCCAAGAGCGUUUGCAGUUUCUCGCCCACGAACAGGAGUCCCUCCAAGGGGAAGUCGCUCCCGAAGUCUGUGUCGUUGGACAGAGGCAGAACCACCGAAAUCGUCAUCGAGGAUCGCGCGUGCGUGAAGUCAUCCAGCCUCGAUAAGAAACCGUCGCCCUCGAAGCUGUCGCCUAUCGAGCCCAACAUCACCAUCGUCACGGCCAUCGAGAAACGCUCGCCCAAGGUGUCGCCCACCGAUCCUAACGUCACGAUCGUCUCCGUGAUACAGAAGAAGAGGUCCUCCGACGCGUCGAAAAGUCUGGGCGGUCAACGGUCGCUGGACUCCAAGUCCAAGGCGUUGAAUUUCGCGGACGUGGUCGGCAUGGAGAUGAAGAUGAAGUUGGAACGCAAGGCCAAGUCGUCCGAGAUAGAGAAGGACAGUCUCAAGGCGCCCGAAGAGAGCAUCGAGAAACAGGACAGCAUCGAGAAGAUACCUCUGCCCGAGAUUCCGGGCCUCGUCAUCGACAAUACCGCGGAAGAGACGAACGAGAUUAAGGAAGCUGAGAUACCACCGCCGAUAGAAGAGAAGGAGAGCAAGAAAUCCUCGCCGUCGACUCCCACGGUCGUCGUCCCCGAGAAGCCAAAACUUCCAGAGAAACCGAAACUCCCGGAGAAACCGAAACUCCCGGAGAAGCCAAAAAUUCCCGAGAAGCCUAAAACCCUGGAGAAGCCCAGCAUCCCCGAGAAGACGAAACGCAUUCUGGAGAAGAUCGAGUCAAAGUUUUCCGAGGUGAACAGAAACUCCGCGACCAGAGUAGCCAGGCCUAAGAUCAUCGACACCGGGUUCGACGAUUUCAUGGACCCGGUCGCUGAUUUGCCUCUGGACGACGUACCCGUGAAGCCCGCGUUGGAACUGGACAGCCUUAAGGUUCCGGAGUUCGUUCCCUUCAUGUCGCGGCCCCACGGCGAACCACUGCGAUCCAAGUCGCUGUCGUUGGCCGAGGAGAAGGCGCCCAUCGACACGCUGCUUUCGCCGGAAGUGGAGAACAAGCAUUUCGUGCCGGACGUGUCCCCGAAGAAAGCGAAGAAGGUCAAGUCUGAGAUGAAGAAGGACUUCAAGAAACAGUCCAAGUCCUUGGAAGGCGACAAACCACCUAUGAAGAAGACGGGAUCCAAGGAGUCGCGGGCCCCGACGCCCAGCUCGAAGAUCGACAAGUCCAAGCUGAAAUUGGGGGAGAUGCCGCAGGAGAUCAUCAUCAUCGAUUCCACGGACGUGGCUCCCGAGGUGAGCAUAGUACAGAAGGGUAGAUCAAAGUCCGUCACCAGGUUGCCCGAUAAGCCGUACGUGGCUACGAAAAAUGAAAAGGAGGAUACCAAGACUCGAGCAAAGUCGGCUUCCGUGGACGACGACAUACUAAAACUCGCUGCGAAGACCGAGAAGGCUAGACCUAAGUCUUUGGGUAUCUCUAAAAGUCUAGGUAGCACCGAGAAGAAGGACUCCACGGAGAAGAUAUCACCGAAAAGAACAGUCGCGAGAGUAAAAUCAGAGGCUAAAUCGACGGACCUUAAAUCGCCCACUUCGACGAAAGAUCCACCCAAGCAGGAGUCGAAAGUGUCGCGCCAGACGGAACCUAAGACCACUGUUGACGGCGAGGGACACGCGUUGUCCGAGGAAAAUCGAAUCACGCGAGAAGAGGAGAUUAAAGUGGACGCAAAAAUUGCCGAAGAACAAACCAUCGUCGAUGCGUCCAAGGAAUCCAGGGACUCCAAGGAUUCCAAAGAUUCGAAGAAAGCUCCUCUCCCCCAAGAUUUGACCCAAUCGCCAGUUGUUCUGCGCAAACCUGGUCAGACUCCGGUACUGUUCGCCCGUGCGCGUCUAGGGCUCUCCGAAGGUAGCGGAAUCGGUGCGUUGCAAAGGCAAGGCGCGACACAGUCGCCGACGUCUCAGAGACGAGCCAAGUCCUUGGACGCGGCUGUGAUCGCGGUGCACAGGUUACCACCCGCCAACGCGUUCUCCAGCAAAGAUGACACCGUGGACAUGUCGGAGGAUCGAGAAGAUCAGAACCAAGAGGUUCGAGACAAUGUCGUGGCUGAGAUUCCGAGCGCGUCCAAGCCCCAAACGGUUCAGCCGAUCGAAGUGUCGCCCAAUCACAGAUCCGACAGCACCGACCACACCGCUAUCCCAGAAAUUUUCACGGAUUCUCUGUCCGUCACCGAAACCUCGGCCCAGUACCUGGAAUCACCGCUGACCGAGUGCAACGAGAUCAUCGCGGCGACCGUGGACUUGAUCCCUUACGAAAGGGACACGAUGGAGGCGGAAGCCAGGGAACAUCAGACGGCGCUGGAAACCGUCAGGGUGGACGACAGAACGAAAUUCAUCGAUCAGAGUUCCGUGGAGUCUGGUGGUGGCGACCAAGAGGGUUACCAAUCCGACAGAGCUGCCAGAACUGACAAAGUCGAGGGGUCCGUUUCGCGAGGCACAGUCGAAUCCACCCCAUCCGCGAAAGAUAGAAUUCCUGAGCACCUUGAUAGAAGAGUCGACGAAGUAGAGGCCAGAGGUACCAGCGAGCCUGAGGAGAUGUGGAUGUCGCGAUUGGAGUACGAAGAGUCUAGAACAUCUGCGGAGAGGGACGAUCUGCCCGACGUGACGGUGACGGUAAGCGCCGCGCGAGAGGACUACGAGUACUCCAGGUCGAUCGACUUCGACGAGAACCAAGAGAUGGUCAAGUCGCCGAUUCAGAUCUCCAUCGAGGAGUGUUCGGACGACGAGGUGGUGCAGAGCGACGAACAGGACUAUCGCGACGCCCAAGAACAAGACGGCGACGAUAAUCGGCCGUUGGACUCCGCGGACACCAGCGAGGACACUCUGGACGCCUUGGACACGCAGGUUCACACGAGGGGCGUGGACAGCGAGUUGAGCUCUCCCGAUUACGGCGUGGACAGAAUGGAUGAGAAGACUCUGGUGGAGGUAGAACUGACGCCCGAGUAUCUGGAGAUGAGGAGAGAGGACGACGAAGGGACCGAGGAGUUGCCCGAAGACGAGCCCGAGGAGAGGGCGAAACGAUCGCCAGAGUUAGGUAUCGGCACGGCGAACCGUCUAUCGAUCGACAAGAAGCUCAAACUGAGCAGCGAACGUUCGAAGAGCGAGGAGACCAACACCUGGACGCCUGAUCGCGAGGAUCCAGAAUCCAGUUCUUGCUCGAUCGCGAGACCUCUGGGGAUAGGCCAGAUUCAGCCGAUAGUGGAUCGUCGGGAGAUCGCUGCGAUGAAAGACGCUCGUGGCGGAAGCGGGUCUCUGGAGGAAGAAACCAGCAGUAGUUCUCAGCCCGGGUUUAGGCCCGAGAUGAGCUCAACGUGGAAGUCCUUUCCUCUAGAGAGUUCCGGGAGUUCGAGUAUAGAAGACGGUUGGGUGCCUCAGGACGAGAACAACGCCGUCCAGUCACAGUCAGAGGACAGCAACGGACAGAACGAGGACAGUUUUCAAGAGGAUUUGGCUGACUUUCCAGGGAGCUUUAUCUAUCCGAUCGGUCCGGAUAUCUUGACCAGCUGCGGGACGUUCGCGCUGACGCGAACGCUCUCGAGGAUAUCGGAGAGGUCCACGACGUCGGAGCAGGACAAGAGCGAUCUCGAGGACUCGUUCAAGCCCAGCUCGAGGUCUCCGAGCCUGGACGACGAGUCUCUGAUGUCGAGCGAUCAUCAGCCCUCCUUGUCCUCCGAUCCACCGUCCGGGACCGCUCUUCCCUCGGUUUCGGAUGACCGACGUACCUCCUCCGAGUUACCGGACAUUCCCAUCGACGUGUUGGGCCAGGACGAGGACGCCAGGUCACCGAAAUCGACGGGUAGAUCCAAGCUGCAGGCUCAGAGCUCGGAGGACUGGCCGUCGCCGCCGAGUUCGCCGGUCUUCGAGCCUCCCGUGGUCAGUCACGUCGAGACCUUUUACAUGGAGAUCAAGCCCGAGGAGGCGGUGAAGGUGACGGUGACGGACAGCACCGAGACUCCCGGUCGGGUGGAUCAAGACAGCGACUCCAGCGACGAGAACAGAACUCUGCACGACGACCUGCACUCCACGUUCUUAGAGGAUGGCCAGAGUUCCACGUCGGCGACCACCGUCGACGGAACCGUGAAGAUAGCCGUGAAGCCCAAGUUGAACAUCACCGGUUCCUCUCACAGCGAGGACACGUCCAUGGGUCUGUCCAUGUCCGAGUGGUCGAGCUCGAACAACACCGUUCGUCAGUUCUGUCAGUACUCGGGCACCAAAUCGGACGAUAACUCGUUGGCGGAGUUGGGAGCCUCCAUCUCGGACUGGUCGGGCAGCGCCACCGUGAUACCUCAGCAAUAUUACUCGACGAUGACGGUGGAGAAGAGCCAAAGCGACACAACUACCUCGGAUAAGAGCGUCACCAGCAUGAGACCCAACUCCAAGUGCAGAACGGCCGACAGUCCACCGCCUCCUCCGUCCUCGCCUCCGUUGCCUUUGCCUUCGCCAUCGCCGCCUCUCACUCCUCCGCCUGACGUCGACAAGCAGUGUCCACCGUUCGACGACGACCCGAAGUCCGACGACGGCCGAGCGGCCAGGGACGAGCAACUGGACGAGGCGAGGAGAUUCAUCGAGAGCCAGUUCGACGAACAGCGUCGACGGUACGAAGAGGAACAGCAACAGCAACAGCCUAGCGCUAGGUCGUACGCCGAUAUCUCGCCGCCCAGGAUCACUUUACAGAACGAAUUCGACGAGACCGUAGACGACGAGUUCAGAGUGAUGUCGGACGACGGGGACGCGCCGUUGCCUAUCCUCGAGGAGGAGGAGGAACUCGACGAGGACGAGGAUAGAUUGUACGACAACGUGCCAGCGAUGAAGUAUUCGAGCGGAGAUCAGAUUCGAAUGGAGGUGGGCCGUGGGGACAGUUCCGAGGAUAUGCACGAGAAGUACGCGAAUCUAGCGUUGGGCCCUCGAGCACCUCAGGACGACGAGUGGUCGUUCGAGGACGAGAGGGACGCGGUCGUCGAGAAGGAGAAAACCAGACCGACGGGCAAGUUCGAACGAGGCUUUUCGGAGCCUACGGAGACCGCUAGGUACCACGAGACCAGGUCCACCGAGCGUCCCGUAGUCGUUCCCAUCAGAGCAAAGUCGACGCCCUAUUACUCGACGACCAGCCUGAGCGGCGAAUCCACCACCUCCAGUCCCCCCAUGCCGAUCAGAACGCAGAUCCGCACGAAAACGAUGCCUUACCCGUCGAGCAGAAGUCCCCAGAGCGAGGGCGACACGUCCUCGAGCAUGGACAGCCCCGUACACACGCCUGUCCGCGGUCAGAUAGCCGUCCGUCGAAGAAGACGGGAGAACUUGAAGAGACGGCAUCGAGUGGUGGUCGAUCUCGAAGUGAAAGACGGUAGGAUCGUCUCUAGUACCGACUCCAGCUUCGACGUUGCCACCAUACCGCCGCCUCUGCUCGCCGAGCGGCCGAGUCCCGACGUCGACGACGACGACGACGAGUACUCCGAGACCAAGGACGAGCACCGAGAGAAUUCGAAUCGACGCCAGCAGCGUUGACGGGACACUGCUCGAACACGAACAGCCUUACUUGACUCUUUCGUCGACGGAACCGGAACUGGAUGGCCGUGAACGCUGGAUCGCUCGGGGCGAUAUAGAAAUGCUGGAACUGUUUGUCGAGUUUAGUACGAGAUGCGUCUGUUGGUUCCUCUGGCUCUCGCAGCUGAUGCGUGCACGCACGCGUGUCGGAAUUGAGCGCACGCGUCGAAUUGAUAGACUAUAUAUUCCUUCGUUAACGCGUUCCGAGUCGGCGAUCGUUCUCGCGCUCGUGUUCACGAUCAAAAAAUUGGGGAAAAAGGGUGGUGGGCACGUUUGGAAAGACGACGCGAAGAGAUCGUUCCCGAACCCGAACCCAAACCUAUUCUCUUCGGUCCGAUCGACGUCGACGAGAGGAGAUCCAAACUUGCGAACAAUCUAGUCUAACCUAUCGCGUUUAAGAGUGUAAUUGGUACGUUUGUUACGCGUUUUAGAAACUCGAUUUACUUUGAUAUCGUCGUUAAUCACGUAGAGAGGCACUCGACGUGCCGCGCUAUAAACGUAUGAUAGACCCGACGCGAAGACACGAAUCGAACACCUAUUAACGAUACUAGUCUAUAAAAAGUUACGACAGAUACACGGUAAGAAACGGUUGGAGACACGUGCUUACGUACGCACGAGUUCGUCGAGUCUUGCUGGAUUAGGGAAUACGACACGCCAAACGCAUUUCCCGUGCAGAAACAUUUUAACACAUUAAGGACCGCACAUUCAGAGACUGCUUGUAGAAAACACGAGAAAACUCGUGAGCGAUCCUUAAUGUGUUAAUUGUAGGAUAGAUUGCCGAUUCAACGAGCAGAAUGAUAUUUUUAACCGACUUCGAAAAGAAGGAGAUUACUCAAUUCGACAUGGAUUUUUUUUUUUUAAUGUAUGUUACUCGAUUACGCCGAGAUGGCUUGACCAAUCGGGAUGAAACCUGUUGAAUCUUGUAGACUCUACAAUGUAGAGCAUGUCUUCGGGGUGGUUCCAUUUUCGAGACAUUUUAGGAUUUCUCAUUCGUAUACAGUCAGUGCAAUAAGUAUUAAUACAGGAACCAAUUCAAAAUCAG
Messenger RNA from Hylaeus anthracinus, 9366 nucleotides. RefSeq names its product protein split ends-like. The transcript has a single exon. Bases 45 to 8285 code for a protein of 2746 amino acids. The record is from RefSeq and is a predicted model, not a curated record. NCBI's taxonomy places the organism in Eukaryota, Metazoa, Arthropoda, Insecta, Hymenoptera, Colletidae.